AUGUCCCGCCCCUCUGUAGCCGCUGGGUUACCACGGAGACCGCAGGCGGUCCAGGCCCGUGGGCGGGGUGAUGGAUGCGAGCCUGUGGUCCAGCAGGGUCUGAAUGCCCAGUCCGAGGAGGAGGAGGAAGAGGAGGAGGAGGAGGAGGAUGCCCGUUGCCCUAUCCCUGUGGUCUGCAUAGAUACCAAAUGGCACAUCUCUGCUUCCCCCAACAUUCCUGUUCCCAGCCCUGGCGUGGCGGCACGGCUGAAUCUUCUGCUUCUGUUGCUGCUACUGUGGGCUGAGCCCCCGCCUGCCAUGGGCACGAAGGACUCUGGGGAGAGCGUGCGGGUCCUGCCCCGGGCCUGCCCCCCACAGUGCUCCUGUCCCAGAGUUGACACUGUAGACUGUGGGGGCCUAGGGCUGUGGGUGUUUCCUGAGAAUAUCAGCAAGACGGUACAGCACCUCUCUCUGCAGAACAACCAGCUCCAGGAGCUCCCCUACAACGGACUGGCCCGCCUCAGCAGCCUGCGAACCCUCAGUGUGCACAACAAUCUCCUCUCCUCCGAGGGCCUGCCCGAUGAGGCGUUCGAGUCCCUCGACCAACUGCAGCAUCUCUACUUGGCACACAACAGACUGUCAGUGGCACCCCAGUUCCUGCCCGCCUCCCUCCGUGUGGCAGAUCUGGCAGCUAACCAAGUGACUGAGAUCUUCCCACUGACCUUUGGGGAGAAGCCUGAGCUCAGGUCCGUGUAUCUGCACAACAACCAACUGAGCAACGCCGGGCUGCCCCCAAACGCCUUCCGGGGCUCCCCGGCCCUCACCACCCUCAGCCUCUCCAGUAACCGGCUCCACUACGUGCCACCCAGCCUGCCCCCCUCGCUGGAGCGGCUUCACCUGCAGGAUAACCUUAUCACCAAAGUGCCCCGGGGUGCCCUGAGCCUGCAGACGGAGCUCCGGGAGCUGCAUUUACAACGGAACCAGCUUACAGACCGCGGCCUGGAUGGGGCCACCUUCAGCAAGCUGCACCGCUUGGAGUACUUGGAUCUGUCCCACAACCAGCUAACGGCGGUGCCCCUGGGCCUGCCCCGGACUCUGCUCCUGCUGCACUUGGGCCGCAACCAGAUCAGCCGCGUGGAAGCCGAGCGGCUCCGCCAGGCCCGGGGCCUGCGCUACCUCCUGCUGCAGCACAACCCGCUGGGGUCGGCGGGGCUGCCGGCGGGCGCGCUGCGGCCGCUGCGGCACCUGCACACGCUUCACCUCUUCGGCAACGGGCUGGAGCGCGUGCCCCCCGCGCUACCCCGCCGCCUGCGCGCCCUGAUGCUCCCCCACAACCGCGUGGCCGCGCUGGGGGCCCGCGAUCUGGCCGCCGUGCGGGGCCUGGAGGAGCUCAGCCUGGCCUACAACCGGCUGGCCAACGCCCGCGUGCACCCGAAGGCCUUCCGCCGCCUGCGGGCCCUGCGCAGCCUCGACCUGGCUGGCAACGAGCUGACUCGCCUGCCCGCGGGGCUGCCCGCAGGACUCCGCCGGCUGCGGCUGCAGCGCAACCGGCUGCGGGAGCUGGAGCCCGAACCUCUGGCCGGCCUGGUUGAGCUGCAGGAGCUCAGCCUGGCGCACAACGGGCUGCAGCUGCGCGACAUCGGGCCUGGCACCUGGAACGAGCUACAGGCCCUCCAGGUCCUGGACCUCAGCCACAACGCGCUCUCCUUUGUGCCCCCCGACCUGCCCGAGGCCCUGGAGGAGCUGCAUUUGCAAGGGAACCGCAUCCGCAGCGUGGACGCCGCCGCCUUCCUGGGCACGCCCCGCCUGCGUGCGCUCUUUCUCAGGGACAACCAACUUCACACCACGAGCAUCGCCCCUGAAGCCUUCCUGGGACUCCCGCACCUGCGCCUGGUGGACACUGCAGGGAACCCCGAGCAGGUCGUGGUGUGGUUGGCGGCCACGGCCACGCAGCAGCCCAGGACACGGGUCCUCCUCUAA
Suncus etruscus (white-toothed pygmy shrew) is the source of this 1959-nucleotide messenger RNA. RefSeq names its product podocan like 1 (gene PODNL1). Lineage: Eukaryota; Metazoa; Chordata; Mammalia; Eulipotyphla; Soricidae. Gene Ontology annotation, molecular function: protein binding. The coding region runs from base 1 to 1959 and encodes 652 amino acids. The record is from RefSeq and is a predicted model, not a curated record. The transcript has 11 exons.